Medioppia subpectinata is the source of this 2264-nucleotide messenger RNA. Lineage: Eukaryota; Metazoa; Arthropoda; Arachnida; Sarcoptiformes; Oppiidae. The record is from the annotation of a GenBank genome assembly.
UUUUAUAUACAAUUAGUAGUUAACAGUUUUGGCACUGAAUCCCAUGUUUUGUUUUGUUGACUAAACGUCUCAUACAUUCAAGUGAUAUAUAAACGACAGGCGAAACAAAACUUGUAUUUAUUUAUCAUUUUCUCUAUCGAUAAGUGAAUUGAGAGACAGAAAAAACAAGUGUUGAAAAUACAGUAUAUUUGACAACAAAACUCAUUGAUUGUCUUCCUCUGCAUUUGCAAACUCAAGGCUCACAUCAUUUACUGUCGCCUAAGAAGUAGUGGUGCGAAGAGGAAGAAGCGGUUGCCAUCCACACGAUGUCAUUGACGCCAUCGAUCUACGGAUCGCUGACGAGGUACGGCUCCACUGCCAUCACAUGGCUGUUGUGUCUCUCGUUGGACAUGAUAUUAAUGGUGCCAUUGUUUCUGAAAUUAAGGAAAUUAUUCAAAGUGUGGAAUGAAAGGGCGGAACUGCCCAACAAACAGCUGGUCCGGUCACUGCCGUACGUGUUUCACGACCUCGACGUCUAUCCGUCCCGUUCGCAGGUCUAUGAGAUGAUCCAUUGCGCCAACGAUUGCUCCCGAAGACUGAACGGCGAUUACUUAACGUUCGGCGAGUUCUGUGUCUACGCCUCCGAACUGAAGACCAACUACGAGGAGAAGACGGCCACUCCGUUACCGCUGUCUAAGUGUGGUAUUCCUGAACACAGGAAAGUGACUCUCAAUCAACAAACUAAGGACUCAAUCAAUAAGACAUCCGAACCCAAGUUUGAAGUCUUUUUGGGCGGUUCUUGUAAUCCAACGACUUGGAGGACAGACAUUGCUAUACCUAUUCUUAAGAGUUUAGGCAUUACUUACUAUAAUCCGCAAGUGGCCAUUUGGCGCCCAGAGCUCAUUGAGUUAGAGUGGAGUGCAAAACAGAAUGCCGAAGUAUUAUUCAUUGUAAUCGAUAACCAGACCCGAGCUAUCGUCUCGAUGAUUGAGGCGGCCUUCAUGUGUGGUUCUCAACGCAACUUAAUUCUAGUAUUCACAGAGACGGCGGGUCCCGGAGCCUUCAUCCACGGCGAAGCCAUCUCACAAAACGAGUAUCGAGACCUGAAACAAAGUCAGUCAUACCUUCAGGACAUUGUGGAACGCCAUGGGAUACCCAUCUUUGAUCAGAUGCCGGUCGCCCUGUCGUGUGUCCACCGUAUACUCCGCGAAGGCAUCCGCCCUCAAGACCUGUCACGCGAGGACAACGCGAUGCCCGUCCGUAUGGCUCACAUCCAAUUGGGCGACAAAUUGAUUCGUUUGCGCGAAGCGUUUGAUUCGCUGGACAGCGACAAAACAGGAGAAAUCAGUUUAACUGAUCUCCGGCUGGCCUUUCGUAUGCUAACCGGUCGGGAGUUGACGAACAAUAAUCUCCGACAGAUAGCCAUCGGACGCAUGGAUUCCUUAGUCAUGGACUGCGACUCGGAGUUCAAGACUAUUAAUUUGGACGAAACAGUCAUCAACUUUGAGGAGUUCUGUUGUAUUGUCACAGAAUUCAAGUCUCAAAUCACCACAAAUGAAAAGUUUGCUCAACUCUUGGCUAAAAAGCUGGUGUCUAUUGUUGAGCCGAUUCAGAGAUUGCUGGCCUGGCUCUGGCAACCCGUCCGAAACGCGUUCAACUGUCCUCCCGAGGCGGCAGCUAUUGAAAGAAGUCGUGUCUUACUCUUCACUAUCACAGGCACUACUCGAGGUCUUUCUGCUAUGAUUUUGGCUGGACAUUACGUCGCGAUGGGAUGUAAUGUUGUUCUCUGUAUUCAGAACUUAGAAGACGAUUGUGUUAUCGAUGGAGAAAAAUUGACGCCAACGGCCGUCAAAGACUAUAACAGAGGCCGCGCUUAUCUGUCAGACAUGACUACACGUAUGGGUCUUCCAGUUUUCGAUGAUAUACGAGAAGCGGUCGAAAUUUGGGCUAAAUUUUUAAGAAUGAGUGUUAAGAAUGAAAUGAGUACUCAAAACAAGAGUCAAUUGUCGCUAUCGAGUAUGGAUUCGGUGCCAGAAUUGUCAUCCGAUGGAAGCGACGGUUCAAACGAUUGGGCGAACAGACAGUUCAUCGAAACGCUCACAACUGGUAUUCAGAAGAUUACAAAUUUCUUAAAUAAAUUCGACAAGACAUGCAAAGAGAAGUUGUCUUCACUGAACCAAAGGCUCACCACAACUGAGAAGACGGUCACGUAUUUAGAGACUUAUUACUCGAAUCCACAAAGUAUUGAGAGAUUACGAGAGUCUCAGAAACAACACGAGGUUUGA